Messenger RNA from Toxorhynchites rutilus septentrionalis, 6292 nucleotides. RefSeq lists its product as uncharacterized. NCBI's taxonomy places the organism in Eukaryota, Metazoa, Arthropoda, Insecta, Diptera, Culicidae. The record is from RefSeq and is a predicted model, not a curated record. Gene Ontology annotation, biological process: proteolysis. Gene Ontology annotation, molecular function: serine-type endopeptidase activity. The transcript has 12 exons. The coding region runs from base 16 to 5991 and encodes 1991 amino acids.
GACGAUCGUCGUGCGAUGUUAAUCGGAUUGGCUUUACGGAGGAUGAUUUCUUUUCGAAUAGGAACAUUUCUGGCGUUUGCACUAGUAUUAAUUUACGCAGAGGACGAGGUUAUCAAAUGUCCUGAAGGAGAAUGUGUAAAGCUGCAUCUUUGCCGGGAUGGUGAAAUAAACACAGAUGGCACUAACUUGAUAGAUAUUAGGUUCAAUCCAGAUGAUCCUUGUGAACAUUAUCUGCUAAAAUGUUGUAAGAUCCCGGGAGGAGAAAGCGAGGAAAUAAUGGAACCACCACCGUCAGGAGGUGACAUCAUUCCUGGUCCGUCGCCCAAUGAUAAUUCUCAGACCGUUACGAUAGGAGGAGGCGAUGUUCCGCCCCACGGUCCGCAUGGAGGUGAUGGGCAAGGAAAAGGACCUGAUGGGCAAGGAAAAGGGCCCGAUGGGCAAGGGAAAGGGCCCGAUGAUCAUGGUAAAUAUUAUGGUACUGGUCAACACGGUGGUGGUAGCUUCAGCAGUAGUUUUAGCAAUUCUUACACAUACAGUAGCAGCAAUAAAUAUGAAAGCAAUAUGCAAGGUCAAUAUCAGCAAUGGAUGGGUCAAAACGGGCAAUUGAUGGGAGGAUUGUUUGGUGGAUCAAACUUAGGAUUUGGACAGCCUCCUAUGGGAUCAGCGCAGUAUGGUCAAUAUACGAUGGGAGGGGGGCAAUAUGGGGAAAGUGGAUCAACUGCAGGUGCUUUUUCUGGUUCCAGUACUGGAUAUGGCAGCGGACAAACACAAGGUUCCUACAGUGGUGCUAAUUCUGGCAGCUCUUCAAUCACCAGUGGAGACGGGAAGUUCGUAGGAAGUGGAUCGAGUGCUGGUUCCACAUCAGGUUCCUCAACUGGACAUGGCAGUGGACAAACACAAGGUUCAUUCAGCGGUGCUAAUUCUGGCAGUUCUUCAAUUACCGGUGGAGAUGGAAAGCUUUUAGGAAGUGGAUCAUCUGCUGGUGCUUCCUCGGGUUCAGCCAUUGGACACGGUGGACAAACACAAGGUUCCUUCAGCGGCGCUAAUGAUGGUAGUUCAUCCACUACCGAUGGAAGUGGGAAGUUCGUAGGAAGUGAAUCGAACGUUGGUGCAUCGUCAGGUUCCUUUACUGGGCAUGGACAUGGCAGUGGACAAAACCAAGGUUCGUUUAGUGGAGCCAAUGCUGGAAGUUCCUCGACUACCGUAGGAAAUGGUAAUCUCGUAGGAAGUGGAUCAAGUGCUGGUGCUUCUUCUGGUUCUUCUACUGCUCAUGGUGGCGGACAAGCGCAAGGUUCCUUCAGUGGUGCUAAUGCUGGCAGUUCUUCAACUACUGGGGUAGAUGGAAUGCUUGUAGCAAGUGGAUCAAGUGCCGGUUCUUCUUCCGGAUCCUCUACCGUUCACGUAGGGGGACAAAUGCAAGGGUCCUCCAGUGGUGCUAAUUCGGGCAGUUCCAAUACUACCGGAGGAAAUGGAAAUCUUGUAGCAAGUGGAUCAAAUGCUGGUUCUUCUUCCGGUUCCUCUACAGGACAUGGCAGUGGACAAAGCCAAGGUUCGUUCAGUGGUGCCAAUUCUGGAAGUUCCUCGACCACCGCAGGAAAUGGAAACCACGUAGCAAGUGGAUCAAAUGCUGGUUCUUCUUCCGGUUCCUCUACUGUUCAUGGUGGAUCAAACGCUGGUGCCUUAUCAGGUUCCUCUUCUGGACAUGGUAGUGGACAAAACCAGGGUUCGAUCAGUGGUACUAACUCAGGUAGUUCCUCAACUACCGGUGGAAACGGAAAUCUCUUAGGAAGUGGAUCGAGUGCUGGUGCUUCUUCCGGCCCAUCUACUGGUCUUAGUGGUGGACAAACACAAUUUACCGCAGGAGAUGGAAAGCUCGUAGGAAGUGGGUCAAAUACUGGCUCUUCUUUCGGCUCCUCUACUGGACAAGGUGGCGAACAAACACAAGGUUCCUUGGGUGGUUCUCAUUUGGGAAGUUCCUCAACAUCCGGAGGAGAUGGAAAGCUUGUAGGAAGUGGACCUGGUGUCUCUUCAGAUGGUCAAACACAAGGCUCCUACGGUGGUUCCAAUUUGAGCAGUUCAGGUUCUACCACUACACAUGGUGGUGGUCAGACACAAGGUCCCCUAGGUGGUUCUAAUUUGGGCAGUUCUUCAGCAACCGGAGGAGAUAGAAAGCUCAUAGGAAGUGGACCAGGCGCAGGUGUCUCUUCAGGUUCUUCUACUGUACAUGGUGGUGGUGUUAACACAGGCGGUUCUUCAUCUACUGGUGGAAAACUUGUAGGAAGUGGAUCGAGCGCUGGUGUUUCUUCGGGUUCGCAAGGUCAUGGUGCUGUUAGUGGCCAAACAAGUGGUUCUGGCUCAGGAAUCGUUCCGGGUAGCGUAGCUGGGGGUACACAUACGGGACUCCCGGGGUCUGGCAAUGUAGUAAACUCUGGAAAUUUCCCACAUUAUACAUCAGGUUCGUCGGUCCAACCGAAUGUAAUCGGUGUUACAAAAGAUCAAACAAAAGAUACAUCCAUAGCGGGUUCAGCUGGUGGAAUAAGUCAAGGACAAAGUACUUCCCAGUCGACUGGUCAGGUUGGUCAUGGCCAUCAAGGAGGUGGUUCCUCUGGAACAGGCUAUCAGCACACCCAACAUGCUGGAAAUGCACAUAAUGAACAAUACACUGAAAAACAUUCUUCAGGUUAUGGAUAUAAAUACAAUAAGACUGUUGGUGGUGGUUAUGGUAAUUCACAUAAUAAUGGCGUUACUGUAAAUCCAAUAAUCCCCCCACAUGAUAACGUCGGAUGUGGGGUUCGUCAUUCUGAUGGCGUUGGUUUCCGCAUUACUGGAGACAACGAUGGCGAAUCACAAUAUGGAGAAUUUCCCUGGAUGGUCGCCAUUUUGAAGGAAGAAAAGGCAUUGGAUCAAGUUAUCAACGUUUAUCAGUGCGGUGGGUCGUUAAUCCAUCCACAGGUAGUCUUGACAGCUGCGCAUUGCGUACAAAAUAAGCAACCAGAAUCGAUUAAAGUUCGUCUAGGCGAAUGGGAUACACAAACAACCAAUGAGAUUUAUGAUCACCAGGACCGCAAUGUUGUCGAUAUGGUUGUACAUGACAAAUUCUACAAGGGAGGUUUGUUCAAUGAUGUCGCUCUGCUUUUCCUGGAAAAACCUGCAGAAUUCAUCGAAACUGUUAACACCAUCUGUCUGCCACCCCAGGAUUUCAACUUUGAUAUGAAUCGAUGCUUCGCCUCCGGCUGGGGCAAGGAUGUGUUUGGAAAAGAGGGCAAAUACCAAGUGAUUCUGAAGAAAAUUGAGCUUCCGGUAAUGCCAUUCGCUCAGUGCCAAACAGCGUUGCGAACCACCCGAUUAGGUAAAAGGUUUAUUCUGAACAAGAGUUUCAUCUGUGCCGGUGGAGAAGCAGGUAGAGACACUUGCAAAGGUGAUGGCGGUUCCCCGCUGGUGUGUCCGAUUCCCGGUACCGAAAAUCGCUACUAUCAGGCCGGAAUUGUUGCUUGGGGUAUUGGCUGUGGUGAAACCGGAAUUCCUGGUGUUUAUGUUAACGUGGCUGGUGUCAGGAGUUGGAUCGAUGAACAUUUGACACAACGUAGCAUUCCACACAAUUACUACAUACAUAGACGCCGGGAUCCGUUCCUCCGCAUUCGUGCAGGGCUGCAAGCCACCGGACAGCAAUUCCUUUUGCGACUUGGUUGUGCCAAUGCCAGCUUCAUGUACGGGAGCCGAUGUACGUCCGUCAUUUUUCUCAAAGCCGCAGCCCCUUGGCGUAUCACCUCGACCGGAUGCAUUCCGCAGUUACGGCUGCGAAACUCACGUAGGAAGUUUAUGUACGAGUUGCGGGAUUUUCUUCCGGGUCGGCUCGUUGGGCAUGCGCCGUUUCUUCCACAGUUCAUGCUUGAUGUGGAUCUUGAGAGCACUUGCAACAAAAGGAUGCUUCGUCGUCAUUUGCGAGACAAACUGGAGCGCUGGAAGUUGGUUGUGAUGGAUCUCUCGUUCACACGUUCCAUCCUGUUGGUAGGACUAUCCUUAUCUUUGUUUCUAAGCAGCGCAUAUUCCGCUAAUUCCACGUUGUAUCCAGCUGGUUACGAAAAUAUAGCAUGUCAGCUACCAGGUGAUGAAGGAGGAGUGUGUGUAUUCGCAUAUCUCUGCCCCAAUGGCUUGAUAAAUGUUGAUGGAGUAGGGUUGAUCGAUUUGCGCGUGGGAGAUGCUUGUGAGGAUUACUUUAUGAAGUGUUGCUCAAAAGAAACGUCAUGUGCGGAUGGCAUUGGUCAGUGUGUUCCUGGGACAAAAUGUGGAGUGAAACUCCACACAACACAGUAUCGUCUUUUCAGACAAUCUAAUGAAUGUGAUUCAGAUGAUUAUGUUUGUUGCCCCAAAGAUAAAGUCGGAAAGACUCCCCAGAACAGUUCUGUUCCAACCACAGACCACGAAAUAUGUGACGAGAAGAGCAGCAUUUGUGUACCUGAUGACCAAUGCCUGGUCAACACGGAUGGUGUUGCGAUUAUUGAAGAGAGAAUGGGAGGCUGCAAUACUUUGCAUCAUACGUGUUGCCCAAGGGACAAAAUAAAGAUGCCAACCUCUGAUGCAUGUGGUCUCAUUGGAGGAAAGUGUGUUCCCACUAAAGAUUGUUCGAAUCCAAUUUAUGUAGACAUAAGAGUACAAAGUUGCGAGUCCGGCUUCGUCUGUUGUUCCGAAUCUACCGAUACAUCGAAUGAGAAUUCAAGCUCAACGACUGAGGGGAAGGCAUGUUUCCAAGGACUUGGUCGAUGUGCGAAAUCCUGCGAUGGAACGAAAUACCGCGAUCGUCGAAAUGAAUGUGAAGGUUUAAUUUGCUGUGGGAAAGUCGAUCAACCAAAAAAUACCACAGAAGCGCCCAGAACAGAGGUGCCCAGAACAGAUGCACCUAUUACUGAAUCACCUGUGACAGUAACCGAAUCGUACCUCUGUACCGAUGCCGGAGGACAAUGUACACAGAGAGAAAACUGCGUUCGUUCUUCUAAGAGUGAUUUUGUUCAAUGCAGCGGAAAACAGGAAGUGUGUUGCAUGGAGUUAAAACCUGCGCCUGGUGGAAAUGGCGAUGAUGAGGAUGGGUCAAAACCACCGAAACCUAUCCAACCCGACUAUAUCACGCGAGGAUGUGGCUUUAGAAACGAGGGUGGAAUACGAUUUAAAACUGUUGGUGGUAUCGACGGUGAAUCACAAUACGGUGAAUUCCCAUGGAUGGUUGCACUUUUCUCCACAUCUGAUACGACUAAUAAAUAUAUAUGCGGGGGUACAUUGAUUGAUCCGGAAGUGGUUCUGACGACUGCAAGCUGCGUUAAAGCGUACCGGUCAAGACCUGGAAAACUGAUCGUACGUGCCGGAGAAUGGGACUUGGGAACCACGAAAGAACCUCUGCCGCACGAGGAACGCGGAGUGCGUUUGGUUAGGACACACCCAGCAUUCAAACCAACUUCACUGGUCAAUAAUGUAGCCCUUUUAUUCCUGGAUGAUAAGUUUGAUUUGAAAGAUACAAUCGAUACCGUUUGUCUGCCGCCGCAAGAUUUUACAAUCGACAACGGUUACGUCGUAGCUAUCGGAUGGGGAUCUACACCAAAAAAUCAAGUCAAAUAUCAACAAGUGUUAAAGAGUAUCGAGUUGCUCUUCAACCAGAGGGAGGAAUGUGAAAUAGUUUUGCGGAGAGCCACGGGAAAACCAAGCUUUGCCCUCGAUAAAAGUUUUUUGUGUGCUGGUGGUGAACUAAACGUGGACACCUGCAGAGGGGAUGCUGGAUCUCCGAUUAUGUUCUCGAUUCCAAACGAUUUCGAUUUUCGCAUGUAUGCCGUGGGAAUGGUUUCCUGGGGUGUGGGAUGUGGUCGUCCCGGAAUACCUGCGGCCUAUACUGAUGUCGCGAAAUUCCGGGAUUGGAUCGACAACCAGAUGCGUGAAGUAGGUUUGGAAGUUUACUAUUAUCAGUAUGACUCGCAACCAAGAAAUGAUGACGUAGAUACAAUGUAAAUCAAUUUAUUCUGGCAUAUAUUCGAGGUAAUAAAGAAAAAAAAAAUCUACACUUCUUAUUGUAUUACUAGCUAUUUGACGUGGUUGUUCGUCAAUGAUCGUUCAAUUCAUUAAUUCUUGCAUAAGUCAAUGACGAUAGUAAAUUUCGCGAUAAUGCUGUGACUCGGUUUUAACCAGAAAUAAUUGAUUAUUCUACGGUAUGUUUCAUUUCGUUAGAAUUACUCUUUUUUUUGGAGUUUUCAGAGAUAUUGGAGUUUGGUUGAAUUGAAGUAUUUGAAUAAUAAAAUGAAUACAUACAUUA